UGGCAGACGAUGGUCAAGACGGUACGAGAAGUCGAUAUGCAGAAGGUGGCAGACACCAAGGAGGAUAUCGACACUCUACUCGUUUUCUCUGGUCUUUUCUCGGCCGUAGUCACGACCUUCGUCGUCGCGACAUAUCCUAGCCUUCAGCCCGAUAACAGCGACGAGAUCGUCUUCCUCCUGCGCCAAUCCGUCGCACAAAAUUACACUUUUAAUAACGGGGUCCUGCGCCCGAUGGUACCUUUUCCUCCCGAUCCGCCAUUCGAAGCCCCCGUGUGGGCGUUACGCGUCAACGGCCUCUGGUUCGCAAGCCUCAUCAUCAGCCUUUCCACUGCCUCUUUCGGCAUGCUCGUGAAGCAGUGGCUAAUCGAAUACCUCGCAAUGGAGUGGAUUUCGCCCCAAGAGCAGCUGCGUGCUCGACAAUACCGCCACCCCGGACUCGAGGACUGGAAAGUCUUCGAGAUCGCCGCCGUGCUCCCUCUCCUCCUUCAUAUAUCCCUUGGCCUUUUCUUCUUGGGCCUUUGCUUCUACAAUUCUGCGGAGAAUGAGAUCGUUGGCCGGUCAACGUUCCCCCUCGUCGCUGGAUGGGCGUUUUUCGCCUUAUUGACUAUGGUCGCGCCGUUGGUCACGCCUCGAUGCCCAUACAAGGUCACCCUUCUCAAAGCCGCCCUACGUGUGGGAAGGCGCCAUGUU
Molecule: messenger RNA, 690 nt
Organism: Phanerochaete carnosa HHB-10118-sp
Lineage: Eukaryota; Fungi; Basidiomycota; Agaricomycetes; Polyporales; Phanerochaetaceae
Exons: 2
Source: RefSeq, a predicted model, not a curated record